Molecule: messenger RNA, 1381 nt
Organism: Monomorium pharaonis (pharaoh ant)
Lineage: Eukaryota; Metazoa; Arthropoda; Insecta; Hymenoptera; Formicidae
Product: zinc carboxypeptidase
Exons: 7
Coding region: 105-1340 (411 amino acids)
Biological process (GO): proteolysis
Molecular function (GO): zinc ion binding; metallocarboxypeptidase activity
Source: RefSeq, a predicted model, not a curated record
AUGCAACUUUGGUGCCGUGUGCAACUACGUAUUUAAAUCAUUGAACAUCAUAAUUUUGGUAAUUGCCGGUGCUCCUGUUUUAUAGAAAGGAAACUUUGAUCAUCAUGUGGAAGAUAAUAAUAUUAUGUACGGUUGUGGGUCUGGUGGCCGCCGAAAAGACUACUUUUGAAAAUUACAAGGUCUUCAGAGUUGCUGCGACUACAGAAACUCAGGCUGAACUGCUCAAUCAAUUGACAGACGCUCCUGAUGGAUUUUCCUUCUGGAGGGAACCGUCAUUGAACAAACACGCGGAGCUUAUGGUAGCCCCGCACAAACUCUCUGAAUUCUAUGAAAUGAUGGCGCGGAUUCAAGUACCUUAUGAACUUUAUAUUGAGAAUGUUCAAGAAUUAAUCGAUAUAGCAGCACCCGUGGCAAUGUCAACGACAUUUGAUUUUAGAAACUAUUACAAUCUCGAUGCAAUUUACAAAAAUCUGGACGAUUUAGCCAACCAAUAUCCCGAUAAGGUACAGACUAUCAUAGGCGGCAAGACGUACGAGGGGCGUCAAAUCAAAGGCGUUAAAGUUUCCUUUAAAGCCAACAAUCCCGGAAUCUUCAUUGAGGGUGGUAUUCACGCCAGAGAGUGGAUCUCGACAGCGACUGUUAUGUACAUUCUUCAUCAAUUACUGACCAGCGACAAUCCGGAGAUCAGAGCUCUAGCUGAGAGUCAUGAUUGGUAUAUCUUCCCUUCAUUUAAUCCCGACGGAUACGUAUACACGCACACCACGAACCGAUUAUGGAGAAAGACACGUAAGCCCUAUGGUUUCGGGUGUUAUGGCAGCGAUCCCAACAGGAACUGGGGCUACAAAUGGAACACUGGAGGCUCUAGUAAUUUCCCAUGUUCCGACACUUUCGCUGGAACAGGACCAUUCUCUGACAUUGAAACAAAGAGCAUGUCUGAAUAUAUCAGCUCGAUUUCCGACAAAUUCUAUGCAUAUCUUACGUUCCACAGUUAUUCGCAACUACUGCUGAUCCCUUACGGUCACACAAGGGCUCGUCUUGAUAACUACAACGAGUUGUAUGAUAUCGGCUUGAAAUCAAUUACAGCUCUCCAAAAAAGAUACGGAACUAAAUAUACAGUUGGAAAUAUUGCUGAGACAAUCUAUGUGGCUUCUGGAGGUUCUAUGGAUUGGGUCAAAGGCACUUACGGUACACCUAUUACCUAUACUUAUGAAUUGCGUGAUACAGGUCGCUACGGUUUUUUGUUGCCUCCUAACCAAAUUAUCCCAACUGGAGAAGAAACUAUGGACUCUCUCAUAACUAUGUUUAAACAAGCAAAGGGAUAUGGAUACCCUAAACAAUAAUUAAAUACUAAAUAACUAAAUUUUGUAAUAAAUAUAAUUAC